AUGAUGGCGGCCAAGCUGGACGACUACGUGAUCCAGCGGCGGCUGGCGCCCGCGCUCUUCGGGGACGUGCUGCUGUGCCAGCACAAGCCGUCGGGCGACCUCGUGGCCGUCAAGCGCGUGCUGCAGAGCGCGGCGAACGCGCAGCUGACGCUCGCCAGCAACAAGAAGGUGCGCGAGAACGUGGCGCUCGAGCGCGCGCUGUACCACCAGCUCAACCGCGUGGGCGGCCACCGCAACGUGCUGCGCCUGCGCGACGAGAUCGAGUUCGACGGCUACCUGUACCUCGUGUCCGACUUCUGCGCGCGCGGCGAGCUGUACGAGCUCGUGAGCUCGGCCGAGGACGGCAAGCUGCCGCUGCCCACGAUCCAGCGCUACAUGCGCCAGAUCGCGGGCGGCGUCCAGUUCCUGCACGCCAACGGCUUCGCGCACCGCGACCUGUCGCUCGAGAACGUGCUCGUGACCGACGACGACCAGUGCCAGGUGUGCGACUUCGGGCUCGCCGCGUCCACGGCCAAGCCCAGCCGCGAGACCGUGGGCAAGCUCUUCUACAUGGCGCCCGAGGUGCUCGCGGGCGUGCAGUACGACGCCACCAAGGCCGACGUCUGGUCGCUCGGCGUCAUGCUCUUCAUCAUGCUCGUGGGCGCGCCGCCUGUCGAGACGGCCUCGGCCUCGGACGCGCGCUUCCGCCUCAUCUCCAACAAGGGCAUCCGCAAGCUCGUGGACCGCUGGGGGCUCACGGACGAGCUGCCCGCCGCCGCGCUCGACGUCAUUGCCGACAUGCUCGAGGUGGACCCGGAGCAGCGCAUCUCGAUGGGCGAGGUGGUCUCCCACCCGUUCCUGCUGCGCUCCAGCGCCAUCGGGACGCCGCUGCAGCAGCGGAUCGCGGCCCACAAGACGCAAAUGCAGACGCAGCCUCAGACGCAGACGCGCGCCGCUUCGCCGGCCAAGCAGACCCCGCAGCCCACUGCCUCGUCGUACUCGUCGGCGUCCGUGCCAUCCGUCUCCAUGUACUCGACGCGGCCGGAAUCCGAUGGCAUCGAGCGCAGCGGGUGCCGCCUCUUCUUCCACAAGAUCCACCGCUUGUUCUCGCGCCGCCACUACAACAAGCGCGUGAUGGCCGUGAACCGCAGCCCCGGCGCCUCCAAGCGCACGCAUGCCAAGCGCUACGCGAACGCCGCCUGA
Messenger RNA from Phytophthora sojae, 1182 nucleotides. RefSeq lists its product as hypothetical. The record is from RefSeq and is a predicted model, not a curated record. Lineage: Eukaryota; Oomycota; Peronosporomycetes; Peronosporales; Peronosporaceae. The transcript has a single exon. Bases 1 to 1182 code for a protein of 393 amino acids. Gene Ontology annotation, biological process: protein phosphorylation. Gene Ontology annotation, molecular function: protein kinase activity; ATP binding.